UUCUAGUAUCCACCACAUUUGGUGCUCUCCAGAACAUCAGCCAGGCGAUCCCAACUCCCCACUGUGGUGCUCCAACAAUAGCAGUAACCUCCCAGUAAAUAGCUUAAACUCAAGAUCCCGAGCGAGACUUGAUCUGCUGACCUUAGCAAUGCCAGGCCAGCACGUUACCACUGUACAAGCCAAAGGCUAUUUUCUAUCUUACUUGCAUUGUGUCUGAACUUGAAUUGUUGAGAGAAAGGAAUGAAAACUAUUUUUAAAACAAAUUGUCUAUUUUUUGUAGUUUGAUUGAUAAUUGAGGAGCAUUGAUAAGGGCAGAAAUGUGAUGAUGAAAUUGAAUUAGGUCCUUAAACUAAAUUAAGAACCUCUACAUUCACUUCUAGUAUGAUACAUAUAAUUUCUUUAAUUUGAUGUGAUUUUUCUAAUCUGUCUUAGUAAGAUCUUUCAAACUAAAUAUUGCAUUAGAUGUAAUUUGCAGAGGAGAUGCAUUAUUAAAACAAUGACAAUAAAACUUUUAGAGGUCAUGUCAGUGUUAUUCUUAUUCCAGCACUUGAAGUUGAUUUUUAUGCAUGUAUGAUGACUUUAUUUUUGAGGGGUUAUGUAUAUAUUUAUUGCUCUGAAUAUUUAAGAGUACAGGCAUUAUGUGAUUAUCAGAUAUUCAUUAUACUGUUUAGGAAAGCAAGUGUACCUGUGUCAUGGAACAGCCUGAAACUUCAGAGCUUGAGACGCUCCACCCUAGCCACCACUACCUCUCUCUACAACCAGCGUGCAAAAGGCUGAAAGAUGAUCUUAGUCACCAAGAAAUGAUGAAGACAAAGAAGAAUGUAUUUGAAUGUCCCAUCUGUAAAGUGCAAAUGUCUACAAGACAAGCACUCUGGAAACAUAAGAAAAGAAAACAUCCUGAAGCAACUAAAGAAGAAAGCAAAAACAAAAAUUCUCUUCAGUGUAUGGACUGUGAAUUCAGAUGUCCUCGAGUAGUGGAUUUAAUAAAACAUUAUGAAAAUCAUCAUGAUAGGAAACUCUCUCUUCAGACUCAAGAUUUUGCAACAGAAGGAGAGUUUUUAAACUGGAAGGAGGAAGAAGAAAGACGAACUAAAGCCUCCUUUGUACAGCACUGUGGGCCCCGCCAGAGAGAGAGUGCAGUUGUGCAAUACUUUUACUGUAAUAGGUCUGGGUUUUUUGUAACAAAAGGAGAGGGAAAAAGGAAUUUAAAAAGACAAGGUUCCUCUAAGAUUGGUGCCACAUGUCCUGCUUUCAUUAAAUUUACUCUGGACAGAAGUACCAGCCGGGGCACUGCUGAGUAUUGUCUCGAUCACACCCAUCCUUGUGAUUAUGCUCACCUGAGGCUGUCUGAUGGAAUACAGAGACGUGUUGCAACUCAUCUUGCAAAGGGAGUCAAGAUUGAGGCAAUAUUGGAUGAUGUGCGAUGCAGUGUUCAGGCUUCAGAUCGUGAUGCAUACAUAGUUCGAAAAGAUGUUCAUAACAUUAAGCAUAGGAUUAGUCGUUUAAGUGUUGAUGUGAAAGAAAGACAGCCAGAGAAUGUGACUUGUAUAAGUUUACUGGUACAUGAAAUGAGUUCACAAAAGCUCAGCCCAAUUUUGUACUAUAAAGGGAAAGGAGUUGAAUCAGACGUGCAUGAUGCAGAUGAUAUAUUAAUCGGGAUUCAGACAGAUUUCCAAAAGGAUAUGUUUUUAAAGUAUGGGAAAAAUUGUGUUUGUAUUGAAAGUUUACAUGAAACAAAUCAGUUUGAAUAUUUUCUUAUUAUAGUAAUGGUUAUAGAUGGCAUGGGAGAGAUUUUACCUGUUGCUUGGUUAAUUUCUAACAAAGAAGAUUCAUGUGCAUUAACAACAUUUUUUCAAGCUCUAAAAGACAGAAUAGGUAACUUUGAAACGGAUACACUCAUGAGUGACUCUGCCAGUGUUUUUUAUAAUGCGUGGGUGUCAGUCUUCCCUACUCCUAAAAAGAGAUCCCACUGCAGUUGGCAAGUUGAUAAAUGUGGGCAUAAAAAAUUACAGACGCAUAUACCAACCAGUAAGUUCAGUGAAGAGGAAAGUCAACAUCUCAAGAUGUAUAAUUAUGGACUGAAUGAACAAAAAUUUCGCAAAAUGGUCCAGGAACUUGAGUCUUGGUUGUCAAAUGUUAAAACUCUGCUCACAUUUCUCCAUGGAAAUAUUUGUUAGGAAUUUGUUGUUUAGUAAGUACUAAAAGUGAACAUUUCAUUCCUUCUGCUGUAUGUAUUUGUUUGAGACUCAAAAGAUUUAUUUCAGGGGCUCCCUACUUACUAUGUAUACUGUGUGUGUAAAUUUUGUAAGUAGUAUUUCUGUUAUUUUUUUAGUACACAGUAUAUUUGGAUAUGGGAAAAUUGUAUUAGUUUCUGAAGACUGAUUUAUUAAGAAUGUAAUGAUAAAAUACAGGCCGCCGUGGUACAGUGGAACCAUGCGUGCUUUGGGGUCCGAGGGGUCUCCAAGCGCACGGGUUCGAAUCCUGUCCACGGUCCGAGUGUAGGCUGGGCUUCCUCACUCGGGGCAACGGUUUCC
Portunus trituberculatus (swimming crab) is the source of this 2534-nucleotide messenger RNA. RefSeq names its product zinc finger protein 524-like. The transcript has 3 exons. NCBI's taxonomy places the organism in Eukaryota, Metazoa, Arthropoda, Malacostraca, Decapoda, Portunidae. The record is from RefSeq and is a predicted model, not a curated record. Bases 693 to 2177 code for a protein of 494 amino acids.